CCGCUUUCUAUCUGCACUUCGCCGCCCCAAGAGUAUACUAUUACCCCCUCAUCUAAGCUCUCUCCUAACCCACCAAAGACCACUGUUGGCGAUGGACGACGACGACGAAUUCGGCGAUCUCUACACCGAUGUCCUCCGCUUCCCCACCCCCUCCUCGGCCCCCGCCCCUCCUUCCCCUCCGCCACAGCCACGCUCCUUCCCCUCCGCCGCCUCCGCCUCCAAACCUCUUCCCGAACCCCUCCUAUCCGGCGACGGCGACGAUGACGACCUGAUCUCCCACGGCGCCUCCCGCCCCAAACCCCCCGCCCCGCCCCCCUCCGUCCCUUCUCAAACCCUAGCCCCCGCCCCCGACGAGGACGGCGAUGACGAUUGGCUCCUUGGCCACGCGCCCCCCGCCGUAGAGCCUCCGGCGAAUUGGGACGACGAGGAAGACGAGGUGGCGCCGGAGGCCCCCUCCCGGGACGUCCCCGAGGCGGGCGAGCGUAGGGUUUUGGAGGAGGAUUACGGUGAUGAGGCUAGGGUUUCUGAAUUCCCCAAGAAGGAUGCCGAGGUCGCCGAGGAGGCGGGGGACGGCGAUCCGUUCCUCGGAGGUGGGGCUAGAGAGAGUAUGGGGAUCGGCGAUCUGGAUCAGGCCCCGGUCAUUCCCGGACUCUCGGCUGGUCCGGCCCCUCCGGGACCUUUUCUUGAUAUGGAUGGCGGCGACGUGAAGGCAUCGAGGAGCGAAGAUUGGGACACUGAUAGCGAGGAUGAUCUGCAGAUCGUCCUGAAUGACAACCACGUGCCGCUUGGUGGCGAGAGGAAUGAUCGAGGGGGAGACGAGGAUGAUGAUGAUGAAGAUGGGGAGGAGGAUUUGGUCAUUGUCACUGAUGAAGACCAACAUCAUCACAUCCCGGCCAUGGAGGAGCAAGACUGGGGCGAGGAGGCUAUCCAACCUGCCGGGGAUGGAGAAAGGAAGGAGAUGGCGGACGUGGCAAAGGGUAACGGUCCUGCUGGGACCGCUCCUGCCGCGAGGAUUGGAUAUAGCAGUCAUGGGUUUUCCAUGCAGCAUCAUUCCACCUACAAGUAUAUAAGACCUGGUGCUGUACCUGUGUCUGGGGGACCAUCUGGUGGUGCUGUAGGUCCUCCUGGUCAGGUUCGUCCUCCUCUUCCCCUGGGCCUCGCUGCUGGUCGAGGGAGAGGGGAUUGGAGACCUGCUGGUGGCAGAGGCAUUCCAAAUGCCCCAAAAAGUUUCCAUUCUUUUGGAGGACCUGCUUGGUCCAAUGGGUCAUCAGUCCGUGCUUUUGGCAGUGGAUUAGAUUUCACGCUUCCUGCACACAAGACAAUUUUUGAUGUUGACAUUGAAAGCUUCGAGGAAAAACCAUGGAGACAUCCUGGAGUUGAUAUUUCAGAUUUCUUCAAUUUUGGACUUGAUGAGGACAAGUGGAAGGAUUACUGCAAGCAGCUGGAUCAACUUCGUUUGGAGGCUACCAUGCAAAGCAAAAUCCGUGUUUAUGAGAGUGGGCGAUCAGAGCAGGAGUAUGAUCCAGAUUUACCUCCUGAACUUGCUGCUGCAGCAGGCCAUCAUGAUAUAUCUGCUGAUAAUGGUUAUCAUGGAAGAGCAGACAAUAGACAAACUGAUUUUAAUAGCCAAGGAAGUGGAGCUGCAAAUAUACGGGUACCAAUACCAACUGGGAGAGCGAUACAGGUUGAAAGCGGUUAUGGUGAACGCCAACCUUCUAUUGACACGAGGCAACCACGACUUCGUGAUUCUGAUGCAAUUAUUGAGAUUGUAUUGCAGGACUCGAUGGAUGAUCCAGCAAUGAACGAUGGUGCCGUAGAGAAGCCUGAGAAGGAUCUCCAGGGAGAACAUUAUAAAGGUGGCCAUGAAUUUGAAGAUGAAAGACAUGUUACCUCAGAACAUGACAACCGCAAUCCCCAUAGUUUAAGUGGUAGGAAGAGGGAAAUGGCUGGAAGAGGCCCCUUUGCACCUGACGAGGAUGGUAUCUUACCCAUUCCCUCGGAGGCGCAUGGUCGUCAUCAUUCCAAUUCGAAAUCAAGGAGCCCUGUAUAUUCUAGUGGAUCGUUUGGGGGGAAUCGUGAUGCAAGGUUGGCUCGAGGGACCUCACAAGGAAGGCACUCCAGUGCAAGUGGUGAACCCUCAAAUGAUGUAGUUCCUAGCCAAAGUGCCCAUUCAAAGAGGCAUGAUGAUCACCAGAAAGAAAAACUGCUUGACAGUACCGAAGUUAACCAGACUUCUGAAGUAUCACCUGCAGUUGCAGGUGAAACUGCAGGGGAGCUGAGCAUUGAACAAAAGUAUGAACAUGAUGAGAAGCUUGCACUGGCUGAUAGCAUUGACGUAGAAGGUGAAGAAAUCACUUCAGAUUUUCACAUUUCAAGUGAGACUGUUUGUGAUGAUAACUUAAUUUAUCCUCACAAGAAACAAAAGCUAAGUUCACAAGUAGAGCAACCUGCAGUCAAUGAUACUGGUGAUGAAGAUGAAUUAAGGACCUCACAUAGUGACAACAGUAGAGCAAAAACUGGGAGCAGUAAAGAUUAUCAGAAACGGCAUGAAAAUGGUGAAGAAGUCAUGCAAGAUGGACGAUCAAGGAGGAUGGGCAAUAUAAGCAAGCGCCGUGAAGGAGAGGAAUAUAUUCUUCGGCGGAAGGAUGAUUACGGUCGUGAUGCUAGACAAGAGACGGACAGAAACCGGAUAGCUUCCAAAGGAAGGGAAAAUAUGUAUCACUCUUAUGGACAUAGGGACUGGGAUCCCACUUCUGCACACCCAGUUCGAGAUAGAAGUUUUGAGAGGCCAAAGGAGUCAAGUUCUUCUGUUGGUGUUAGGCAAAGGAGACAAGACAGCAUCCAGAGCAGAAGGGUUAAAGAUGAAGACAUAAAGAGGGAGCGUAGUGAGGAAACAGAAUCAAGGCACAGGAGUAAGGUUAGGGCAAGUGACAGGAAUGACAGAGAUGAAGAUCUUCAUUUGAAACAAAGGAUGGAUGAUGGUGAUUGGAGAGGCCGCAAUAGAGAUGGGACCUCGAGACAGAGGGAGAGGGAUGAUAUUUUGAUGAGUCGCCGUGAAAAUUUAGAUGAUUCUUACAUCAGAAGAAAGAAGGAUGAAGAAGUUUCAAGGAGGGGAAAAGCUGAUAAGGAAGAUGCCUUGCAUGGUUACAGGGGUAGGGAAGAUUCCAGCCGAAGAAAAAGAGAGAGGGAUGAUGACAUAGAUUACAGGAGAAGAGAGGAUGGUCCUCGAUUGAGGGACAAGGCUCAGGAUCAUUAUUCUUCCAAACACAAGGAUGAUAGUUUGCGUCAUCGGGAGAGAGAGGACAGGCAGCAGGUUAAGCAACUUCAUGAAAAUGCACCAACACAUCGGGAAAGAGACGAAGGGCGGCGAGUGGUAAGAAGUGGCCGAGCUAUACAAGAUAAGGGCUUGUGUAGGAAUGGUAGAAAUAAGGAUGAAUUGAAAACUCUUGGUUCUGAUAAGGAUUAUCAGGACAAAGAUAGAAAGCGGUAUAACGAGCAGUCAAAGAGAGGAGACCGUGCUGGGGAGGAGAAUGUUUCACAUCACAAAGGACAUGGUGAUGUCCAUGCAUGUGAAAAACAACACAAUAAAGAUGAGAGGAACUCAAGGCAUGAAAGGCUAAGCACUCAUAACGAGCGUCCUUCAAGUGCUUCUGAUAGCCAGCAGAUGUACAGAGACAGACACAGGGAAAAUACAAGAAAAGGUAAAGAUGGUGAAGCUAACGAGCAAAAUAAUCAGUCGCUUGGCAGGAGAAAGCAUGAAGAUCACAAUAUCCACCAAAAUGACAAGGUUAGCUUGAAAGGCACAAAUGAGCAGGAAAGCAGUAACUUUUCUUCUGCAACACUCUCCAAAAAGGAUCAUCACCAAAUUCAUGAACAGUUAAAGGUUCACCAACUGCAUGAUUCUUUAACAAAACAAGGCGAAGAAGAUCUUGCCUCAGAUGAUGAGAACCAGCAGGGUUCUAGACGGGGACGGUCCAAAUUGGAGCGUUGGACUAGUCACAAAGAGAGAGAUUAUAGUGCUACUCAGAAUGUGCAGACGCUUUCUUCCGUGAGUGUGAAGGAAGAUGAAGUCAUGAAUGCUGAUGUGAUACAGGUGGAUGAAUUAACAAAAACUGAAGGUAAUACUAAUGCUGGUGAGUUAGAGCCCACGAGUGGUGAUGUAGGACAAACUAUGGAUAAGAUAGCAGAGGAACGUCAUCUGGACACAAUGGCUAAGCUAAAACGGCGAAGUGAACGCUUCAGACUUCCCAUGCCAGGUGAGAAAGAGACAACACAGAGCAAAAAAGUGGAGAAUGAAGUGCGGUUAACCCAGAAUGAAGCUGUUGCUGAUACAGAGGUCAAGCCAGAGAGACCAGCUCGGAAACGAAGGUGGACUGGUAGUUGACUAAUUUCAGAUAUAAAGUUUUUUCGAAACGGAUAUGUAGUGAUCAAUUGACAUCCAUCAGUGUGGCCCCUUUGAGGGGCCAUUUGCCAACAAUCCUCCAUGAAGCAGGUGGGAAAGUUGGGGCCAGGAUGCAGCUUCACAAUAUUCUCUCUAGAUCCCUCUCCUUCUCCUCCAUAUGCUGUCCUUGAUUAUGUAUUAUACUUGUAUUCUGGAUAUGUAACUAUGAACAUGUUGGAUGAUGGUUGGACCAUGUAUUUUCCCUGUUUUUGUUGGGCACCCACAUCUUGUAAUGCAUGGAGGACCCUUUGGGUGCCAUGCAACUCAACAGGAUUCCAUGAUUAAACAGGUUCUGGCUCGUCAGGAAGAGAGUUUGAUGGAGGUUAGACCUAAAGAUGCAUGGAGGACCCACCUUGCCGUUUCUAUCAGUGGUGUGCUGAAGCACUCCUACUUUCUUAUUGAGGAUUUCGUCAAAUAUUUGGAAUAAGACUGGUAGCUGGGAGGUGGCUGAGUGGAGCUGCAUCAGUUCCAUCGCUCUGAAGCUGUUGAUUUU
This is a messenger RNA of Elaeis guineensis (African oil palm), 4934 nucleotides long. RefSeq names its product FIP1[V]-like protein. Gene Ontology annotation, biological process: mRNA processing. Gene Ontology annotation, cellular component: nuclear speck. Gene Ontology annotation, molecular function: RNA binding. The record is from RefSeq and is a predicted model, not a curated record. Lineage: Eukaryota; Viridiplantae; Streptophyta; Magnoliopsida; Arecales; Arecaceae.